ACACACUCUGAUCUUAAUAAUAAGUAUCUUUGUUUCAAGGUAAUUCACUCAUUGCUCCUCUUUGGCUCCUCCCUUCAUACCGUAUCUUAGCAACAGAACGCUUUACUAGCUGAGCCUUUUACAGAGGAAGCGAGCUGUAUGUUUGUCGACAGUAUGUUUUAAGAGUAAGUAAGAGUAAGUAGUAGUAAGUCGUGACAUUUUUAAUAACGCUGUCGUCUAUCAAUUGUAAAACAGAAAGUAGCACAAGGUUUGCUGAUAGGCCAUUUCGAAUGAAAUGUAUGGCUAGGUUUGCGUAUGAUUUAAGUAAACCUAGCUAACGUUAGCCAGCGUGAGACCGUGUAAAUUGUGUUUAGGACAUUAAGAUGAAGCAAACUAUUUAGUUUGUGGGUAAGUUAGAUAGACCUCAUUCAAUAGGUUUGGCCGACAACGCUGGACAAUACUGACUCCUGAAUGAUUGCUCGCGUUGUGUUUAUUUAGCCAUAACGUUAGUUACUUCGAUUAUUGUCUUGCAGAGAUGCUUAAGGUUGCCGUCGGUAACUUAUCCUGAAAUGACGUUAACGUUAAAUUGUCAACAGUGGCGGACUUAUAGUAUGAAACAAUUCAAUGCAACUCAAUUUUAUGUAUAUAGCGCCACAACAAUAAAAUUGUCUCAAGGCGCUUUACAGUAAAGGGCUGAACCCCCCUGGGGCAAGCUGGACGGACUGAAAAUGGUGUGUCACCUUUCAACCAAUCCUUUGCAGCUGGUCUAUUUCUCCGUCGUUACAUGAUGUCCGACGCUAGUGGCUGUCAGAAAGACUCCUCUGACGCCUCUAGAUCCAGUUCGGAGGAACAGCAGUCAAAACAUGCCGAAGCCAACCUUGAUGUAAAAAAUGGCCCGGAGUCCCCUGAUACUGAUCAGGCCCUCAGAAAUGUUUCACAAGAGCGGGAGUCUCAUGUCUACACAGCUACCUCCAUUAUCCUGCCCAGUCGGCAGAAAACAACCAGAAACCACCCGCUGACUCUGGACUGGGCCUUUGGCAUCAACAGCACACUCCCAGUGUUCUGUCUGCAGGAUGGAGAGGGUCUGGUCAUUCUGUACGUGUGUGCACACGUGGCCGUCAUGUAUGACCACACCACGAACACACAGCACCUGCUUCAGGGCCACUGCAGUCCGAUCUCCUGCGUAUGUGUGAGUGAGGACCGCCGCUGGCUGGUGACUGCAGAUAAGGGUCAGGACAGUCUGGUCAUUGUCUGGGACACAUACACUGGCAUCCCUGUGCGGACGUUGUUUGAUUGUCAUCCUGAAGGGGGCACUGUUGCACUGGCCCUUUCUCAUGACUCCAAACACCUGGUGUCAGUGGGAGCUACAGACGUGCAGCAGCGUGUGUGUAUCUGGGACUGGAGCAGUGAUUCAGAGAGUCCUUUGUGUGUAACAGAACUUCCGGAAGAGUUUGGCACUCAGAAACACAUCCUGUUCAAUCCCAGUGACAAUACCCAACUGCUUAGCACAAGUGAGAGCAGGGUGUUGUUUUACACAAUGGAGGGGACGACUGUGCAGUACUCGGCCCCUGAGAUCUCAGACAAGACCUUUAAGAAGGUGGUGGGUGCGUUCACUCGCUCCGUGCUCUCCGGUGAAGGAGACCAGGCCUUCAGUGCCACCUCACUGGGCAACCUGUUGAUCUGGGCACGGAGGACCGACGGAACAGGAUCACGCUCAAGCUACACCGCACUCAAACUUGUCCCCCUACAGGAGGAUGCCAUUACUGCACUCACACAAAUAGACAGCUACAUAGUCACGGGUGACAGCAGGGGUCAUGUGAAAUUCUAUGACAGCAUGCUGAAGCUGAUCAGUCAUUACAGCGACUUCAACCUGGACUCCAUCAGCUCACUCUCAUUCGCCACCAAGCUGCCCAGCGCCCCCAAGGGCCACCCCGACGACUGCACUCUCACAGCCAGGCCCUUCAUCAUUCGGAACCUGGUUAUCUCCACGGCGACGGCUAUAGUUGUGCACGUGACCUCUCAGGAAGGAGUAGUGCAGACGCUGCUGAAGGAGCAUGCUGAUUCGCUGCAGGCUGUGGCCUGUCACCCACGGCAACCUGUCGUUGCCAUGGGCAGCAACAGUGGCAUCCUGAAGUUGUGGAACUACGAGAAGAAAGGCCUGGUGUGCAGCCGACUCUUCCAGAAGAACCCGCGGAUCCAGUGUCUGGCCUACGACCCCUACGGUGUGUAUCUGGCCGCGGGGUUCACCAGUGGAAUGGUGUGUGUGUUAGAUGGCUGCUCCCUUCUUUCAGAGGACCCGGACAGCUUCACCUUCAGCUCCGACUCCAUCACACACAUCGCCUUCUCACACGACUCCCUUUACAUGGCCACUGCAGACGAGGGGAAGGCGGUGACGCUGUUCCGCCUGUGUUCAGAGGAGGGGGGUGCCCAGUGCUGGCGCUACCAGGGGCGCCACCACUCCCACUACCGGCCCAUCCAGGAGCUGCUGUUCGGGGAGCAGCUGGACACCGGGCGGCCCAGACUCCUGUCCCUGGGAGAGGACCGCAGGCUGGUGGAGUAUGACCUGAAGGCCAGUGGUGAUGACAGACUGGUGGUUCUGAGCGCUGAGAGGAUUGAGCAGAGCGGCGUGCCCACGUGCAUGAUCUGGUACCCGCCGCUCACCACAGAGCACUUCCUGCUCACCGCAUCCCACCUCUACAAGAUGAAGCUCUACAACAGCACCACCAAGAUGUGCAGGAAGACAUUGCUGGGCCCCUGCUUCGGCUCCCCUGUGAGGAAGAUGAUGUUACUGCCACAGAACAACGAUGGAGACUCCAAAGCCCGCUACAUGGCCUACAUCACCACAGACAAGGUGGGGGUUCAGAUCCUCCCUCUGGAUGGCAACCCUUACCACCACAGCGCCCAGCUGUGCCACCCCAUGGGUGCGUCCAGCAUGGCAGUGUCCCACGAGGGGCGCUACGUGUUCACGGCGGGGGGGGCCGACCGCACCGCCUUCUGCUGGGAGAUCAGCCUCAGUGCUCUGGAGGCAGCAGCAGCUCUGGGCGGUAAAGACCUCGUCCCUUUCUACAGCCUGCUGGAGGGAGGCAGAGAUGGUGAACUAUUUAGGGAAAUGGAGGAUUACUUCUACUACAGCCAGCUGCGCAGUCAGGGCCUGGACAGCAUGGCGACGCGGCAGGUGUCCACCCACAUCCCGCUGGCAGAGGUGCCCUUCGUCAUGAGGGCGCUUGGCUUCUACCCCACCGAACAGGAGCUGGAGGACAUGCAGAAUGAGGUCAAGUUCAGUCGCUACGCAGAGACGGGCCAGUACGUGACCCACGUGGACCUGCCCGAGUUCAUCCGGCUGUUUGUGAACCACCGCCCCGUGCUGGGCCUCAGGCUGCCAGAGCUGCAGUGGGCCCUCGCCGUCCUGGGGGAGAGCGCAGACGACGACGACGCAGGGCAGGCGCAGAUCCCCCGAGACCGACUGAUGGAGCUGCUGCAGGCCAGGGGAGAACACAUGACAGAGGAAGAACUGGCGGAUUGUUUUAGCACACUGCUGGGGGUCAACCCAGAGGGUGGGAGGUGCCAGUCAGGCGCUAUGAAAUGGCAAGGUGAGAGCUCACACAGAGCACACACACUCAACUUUCAAUUUCAAUUAAAUUAUAUAUAUACAGUACCGGUCAAAAGUUUGGACAUACUUUCUCAUUUUUUGAGAAGUUUUUUCUUUAACACCGAGAAACUCCUCGAGACAGAGAUCCCCGCAGAGAUCACCUUGGAAACAUUUGUUAAAGGCGUCCUGGGGCUUCCUCUUAGCAACCAAGAGGCCGCAGGAUCCUCCUCCUCCUCCGACACCUCCGCACUUCUGCCUCCGAACGUCACCGAUGAAAUACUGUCAUAA
Messenger RNA from Clupea harengus (Atlantic herring), 3856 nucleotides. RefSeq names its product cilia and flagella associated protein 251 (gene cfap251). Gene Ontology annotation, molecular function: protein binding. The transcript has 20 exons. NCBI's taxonomy places the organism in Eukaryota, Metazoa, Chordata, Actinopteri, Clupeiformes, Clupeidae. Bases 764 to 3856 code for a protein of 1030 amino acids. Gene Ontology annotation, cellular component: sperm flagellum. The record is from RefSeq and is a predicted model, not a curated record.